Molecule: messenger RNA, 546 nt
Organism: Pipistrellus nathusii (Nathusius's pipistrelle)
Lineage: Eukaryota; Metazoa; Chordata; Mammalia; Chiroptera; Vespertilionidae
Source: the annotation of a GenBank genome assembly
AUGAUGGACAAUAGAAGUUACUCUAAUCUGCCAGAAAACGCGCCUGUCCUCUCUGAUUCUGCCUACUUGCCGCUGAGCAGGCCCUUCUAUCUGGAUCCCAUGGUCACCCUCCAUUUGUACCCUGAGGCCCCGGUGUCAUCUCCUUACUUUGAAGACUUGCCAUUGCUGCCCUUUUCCAGUGAUUCACUGGUCCUGGAAAAUUACAGUGAGCCCUGCCCCUUCUCCUUCCCUGUGCCUUUUUCAAAUUACAGGAGGUGCGACUACUCCUACGGGCCCUCCUUUAUCCGGAAACGGAACGAACGGGAAAGGCAGCGUGUGAAGUGUGUCAAUGAAGGCUAUGCCCAGCUCCGACACCACCUGCCGGAGGAGUACCUGGAGAAGCGACUCAGCAAAGUGGAAACCCUCCGGGCUGCGAUCAAGUACAUUCAUUACCUGCAGUCUCUCCUGCACCCGGAUCAGGCCAAGGCCGAGAACAGCCCUGGGAAAGGUUCCGCCGUCAUAGCAACCGCCAGCCGCCACAGGGACCCCAUUUUUAGAAUCAUUUGA